This is a messenger RNA of Microstroma glucosiphilum, 1093 nucleotides long. RefSeq lists its product as hypothetical. Gene Ontology annotation, biological process: translation; ribosomal small subunit assembly. The record is from RefSeq and is a predicted model, not a curated record. NCBI's taxonomy places the organism in Eukaryota, Fungi, Basidiomycota, Exobasidiomycetes, Microstromatales, Microstromataceae. Gene Ontology annotation, molecular function: structural constituent of ribosome; RNA binding. The transcript has 4 exons. The coding region runs from base 245 to 1093 and encodes 282 amino acids. Gene Ontology annotation, cellular component: ribosome; cytosolic small ribosomal subunit.
UCCUUCCUUGUCCGUACAGGGCAGAGCGGGGAAAGCGCAAAGGGCCUCCUUCCAUUCCUGUGAAACAGCACCAUCCCCACCUCGGCAAGCGACAAGUGGAUUGAUUGAUUGUUGCCUUAACACCGACUGGCCCAAGAUCAUCACAGUCAGCCUUACCCCGCUAGCUACUCCCUCCUUCACUCACCCGCCAGGGUCAACCUCCCACCUUGCAAAGGGCUUCGCUCUCUCGGACAUCCCUCCCAUCAUGUCCAGGAUAGGUGUGAAACGGGCCAUCAACUCUUCCACCACUCGCAAGACUCGCUCAUCUGGUUCACAGCAGCAGCAGGUCUCGAACACCAAAGCACCAGCAUCAGCUGCGUCAGCGGCAUCACUGGCAAAGAAGAGACAUGAGAGCGCUAACAAAGCAAAGGCGUCCAAGGGGUCGAGGAGAGCAGCAGGACCACUCAAGGGGAAAGAUGAGGAUGCGAGGGCAAGAGUAGACGGGGAGCUGCAGAGAUUAGCAGGUCGCGAGGGAAAGGGCAUCAGAGUCGGCAAAGAUCGACCCCAAGCCGACCUCAGACAGACACAGCGACCGCGCGUGGACGCCGCCCUGACGCAGACGUUUGAAGGACUGAUGAACGUACGAGACGUCGACGCCGACACCUUCAUCAGGGCUUACAGCCAGCACCUGAAGCGAUCUGGAAAGAUCGAGGUCCCCGUCUGGGUUGACAUUGUCAAGACUGGUGCCUACAAGGAGCAGGCCCCUUACGACCCCGACUGGUUCUACGUCCGUGCCGCCGCCCUCGCCCGCCACAUCUACCUGCGCAAGGCCGUCGGUGUCGGUGCUCUGACCAAGCUGCACGGUGGACCCAAGAACCAGGGCCACAUGCCCUCGAAGCACUCUCCCGCCUCUGGCUCCGUUCAGCGCAAGUGCCUGCAGGGUCUGGAGGGCAUCGGAGUUCUCGAGAAGGACCCCAAGGGUGGCCGAAAGAUCUCUCAGGACGGUAUGAGGGACCUGGACCGUAUCGCCAUGGCCUGCCUCGAGAGCCAAAGGGAGGAGGAGGACGAGGAGGACGAUGAUGAUGAGGACGAGGCCGAGGAUGACGACGAGUAA